AAACAUUUCAAACCCUCUUAAUUCUCUUAUCCUCGUACAAUCAUCUCAUGCCCCCACCCUCAAGAAGAACAUUUGGGAACCAUAUUGUUUGAAAUUCUUGAGAAAAAAAAGGGGAGAGAGAGAGAGAAAAGAAAUGGUAGGAAGGAAUGUGCGUGAGCUUCCUCCUGGUUUUAGGUUCCAUCCAACUGAUGAAGAAUUAAUCAUGUGUUAUCUACGAAAUCAGGCCACCUCGAAGCCAUGCCCCGUUUCUAUUAUAUUAGAAGUUGAUAUUUACAAAUUCGAUCCAUGGGAAUUGCCUGCAAAAGCAGAAUUUGGAGAAAAUGAAUGGUAUUUCUUCACCCCACGCGAUAGGAAAUAUCCAAAUGGGGUGAGGCCAAAUAGAGCAGCCGUAUCUGGUUAUUGGAAAGCCACAGGGACUGAUAAAGCCAUUUAUAGUGGAUCAAGAAACGUUGGGGUCAAGAAAGCCCUAGUAUUUUACAAGGGCAAGCCCCCAAAGGGCGUCAAAACUGAUUGGAUUAUGCAUGAAUAUCGAUUGAAUGAAUCAAGGUCACAACCCCUAAAACAAAAUGGAUCUAUGAGGUUGGAUGAUUGGGUACUAUGCAGAAUCUACAAGAAGAAGAAUUUGGGAAGAACAACUGCACAAACUGUAGAGAAUCCAUUUCCCCAAGCUGCGACUACUGCAAAUGAUGCCACGACUGAACCACAAACACUAAAAUUUCCAAGGCCGCCUUCUCUGACUCAUCUAUGGGAACUUGAUUAUUUGGGAUCAAUUUCCCAACUUUUCAGCUACAAUUCACAUAAUGCGACUUUUAAUAACCAAGCUCCAAUGAGCAGUAAUGGAGACUUCCCAAGCACUGUAGAGAAACAUCAGUUUGGGACAGUGCAGCAACAAGUGAACCAACAGCAGCAGCAGCCAUCUUUUGUGAAUCCAGUACUGUACGAAUUGCAGGGACAAAUAUGGUCUUGAAUCAAAAUUAGCAACAUUACAACAAUUGUCAAAAUUUGUCAAUGUAUUAAGCACAAUAUCUUACAAGUCUUCUCAAAUUGAUAUCAGCAAUCACUGUAGAAAACACGCUUUAAUUUACCUAAGUAGCUCGACAUAGUUUUUAACUGCU
This is a messenger RNA of Olea europaea var. sylvestris, 1115 nucleotides long. Its product is annotated as NAC transcription factor 29-like. Gene Ontology annotation, biological process: regulation of DNA-templated transcription. The record is from RefSeq and is a predicted model, not a curated record. Gene Ontology annotation, molecular function: DNA binding. Lineage: Eukaryota; Viridiplantae; Streptophyta; Magnoliopsida; Lamiales; Oleaceae. The transcript is spliced from 3 exons. The coding region runs from base 134 to 967 and encodes 277 amino acids.